AUGCAUCGUGACUACCAGGUAUAUAUAUUUUUGCCUCUCUUCUCUCUCUCUCUCUCUCGCGGCGAGGCAUCAUGCUAACUGUGUGCAGACCCUCCUCCUCACCUCCGAACCGGACGACAACAGCCCCGUCACCUACAAGGGCCCUCCGAUCGGCUAUGGAGCCCGCGUCGUCCAGCACGCGGCUUCUUCCCCUGGCAAUGAGAGCCAAAUCUACGGCAGUUUGCUUGCUCCACGCCCGCUCUACGUCGAGCAGUGUGAGACGGCUCACUGCGCUUACUGCAAGGUAUCGAGACUUUGA
Molecule: messenger RNA, 298 nt
Organism: Lecanosticta acicola
Lineage: Eukaryota; Fungi; Ascomycota; Dothideomycetes; Mycosphaerellales; Mycosphaerellaceae
Source: the annotation of a GenBank genome assembly